This is a messenger RNA of Ascochyta rabiei, 1059 nucleotides long. Its product is annotated as Exosome complex component rrp42. Gene Ontology annotation, biological process: U1 snRNA 3'-end processing; nuclear mRNA surveillance; exonucleolytic trimming to generate mature 3'-end of 5.8S rRNA from tricistronic rRNA transcript (SSU-rRNA, 5.8S rRNA, LSU-rRNA). The coding region runs from base 1 to 1059 and encodes 352 amino acids. The transcript has 2 exons. Lineage: Eukaryota; Fungi; Ascomycota; Dothideomycetes; Pleosporales; Didymellaceae. The record is from RefSeq and is a predicted model, not a curated record. Gene Ontology annotation, cellular component: cytoplasmic exosome (RNase complex); nuclear exosome (RNase complex).
AUGCCGCCCCAGGCCGCCCUCGUCAACCUCUCGCCCGCCGAGCUGUCGUUCCUGCGCUCCGCCCUCACCCAGUCCCCGCCCCUGCGCCUCGACGCCACAAAGGGCCCGCGCGACUUCCGCUCCAUGCGCGCCGAGUACGACGUCCUGCCCACGGCCAACGGCAGCGCCCGCAUCGCCCUCGAAGACGGCACCGAGGCCCUGGUCGGCGUCAAGGCCGAGGUCGAGCGCACCCCGCACCCGCCGCUCCUGCGCGAGCAGCACGGCCUCGACGGGAGCCAUGGCGGGCACAGCAGCGACCCCAACCCACUCGGCCAGAACGCGUGGGUAGAGGUGAGCGUCGAGCUCCCGGGCUUCCGCGACGACGACGCCCUGCCCGUCUUCCUCGCCUCCAUGCUCACCGAGAGCCUGCUCGCGAGCGGAGCGCUCAAGGACAGCCUCUACAUCAACCCCCGCUUCCACUGGAAGCUCUUCGUCGACAUCCUCCUCCUCUCCCCGCCCCUCUCCUACCCCCUCGCCCUCCUGUCCAUGACCACCCACCUCGCCCUCCUCACCGCCCACCUGCCCGCCCUCAAGUCGGACAAGGACGAAGACCCGCUCUUCGACGACGACUGGGCCGCCGCCUCGCCCCUGUACCCGCACUCGAGCACUCGCCACACGCCGCCCGUCAUCAUCCUCGCCAUCGCCGUCGGCCCCAACAUCAUCUUCGACCCCUGCAAGGAGGAGCUGGCCGUCGCCGACGCCGUGCUGGCCAUCGCCUGCACGAGCACCUCGUCCGCCGCCUCCUCCAAGAUCCUCUCCAUCCGCACAAUCGACCCCCCGAGCCACCUGACGCCACCCGCGGUCCCCAACAGCAUGAACUCGGCCACCGGCGGUGCCGCCCCAGAAUCCAGCGCCCACGCCCUCACCCUGCGCGAGCUGCUCGCUACCACCGGCGUCUGGACGCCCCCGCGCGGCGGCAUGAAGCGCGGCCUCGUCAGCCACGUCGCCAAGAUGGUCGUCGAGAAGGGCGGCGUGGCCGACGACGUUAUCGGCGCGCUGGCAGCGAUUGAGGUUGGGUGA